Messenger RNA from Glossina fuscipes, 930 nucleotides. Its product is annotated as tax1-binding protein 3 homolog. Gene Ontology annotation, cellular component: adherens junction; postsynaptic membrane; postsynaptic density. Lineage: Eukaryota; Metazoa; Arthropoda; Insecta; Diptera; Glossinidae. Gene Ontology annotation, biological process: neurotransmitter receptor transport postsynaptic membrane to endosome; neurotransmitter receptor transport, endosome to postsynaptic membrane. Gene Ontology annotation, molecular function: protein binding. The transcript has 3 exons. The record is from RefSeq and is a predicted model, not a curated record. The coding region runs from base 101 to 472 and encodes 123 amino acids.
UGGACAAUUGUUGUGUGUAUUUCGCAUAGUAAAGUUAAAAAUUGCAACAAUUAUUUUUAUAAUAUUAAAUAGGUAGUUAACAAUAAAAACUAACAUAAAAAUGGCUAAAAUGGCAUUUCAGCAUCAAGCCGGUACGGCUAUGGAAUGUUUGAGUAUACCCAUCACGUUGCAUAAAGAAAAGGAUUACGACCACGAAGGUAGAGAAAUACUAAAAUGUGGCUUUAAAAUCGGCGGAGGCAUAGAUCAGGAUUAUAAGAAAAGUCCACAAGGCUAUACGGACUAUGGCAUUUAUGUCACCGAAGUACAUGAAGGAAGUCCAGCGGCCAAAGCCGGAUUACGUAUCCACGACAAAAUUUUACAAUGUAAUGGAUACGACUUCACUAUGGUCACACAUAAAAAGGCAGUUAGUUAUAUACGAAAGAAUCCAGUUUUAAAUAUGUUGGUAGCCCGUAAAGGUGUCACGUCAUCAUAAAAGUAAGGAUAUACUAAUCCUUAUUGGGAAAACCCAGAGUCCCACAUAUUAUUAAAUUUAAGACUUAAUUGUGGCUAGUAACAAGCGGCUCUCCAACGUUCAACAAUCGUUGAAAACUUUAAGAUCUCUGCUAAAGCAUACUAAUUUUCAGACCCAUUUCAAACGUCGAUAAAAACUUUCCUAAUAACUACUGUUGAAAAGACGAAAAGCAUUUUAAAAAAAUCUGGCCAAGAGAAAUUCCAGCUAAAAAUAAAAUUGAUUCUGAAAGGAAAAUAAACACUUGUGGCCAAAUUACUUAUGUAAGAUGUUAUACAUUAAUAGAAUUUUUAAAAGAAUUCUGCUUUUGUACUUAAGAUAGAGAGUUUUCCAGUAUCACCAAUAUUCUUAUUCCAUUUCCCUCAACAAAGAGUCGUUCAGUUAAAGUUUCAUGUGAUAAUAAUAACAACAAAUUAAGUUUU